GCGGCGGCGCAGCGCGGCGGCGGCGGGACAUGGCGGGCACGGCGCUCAAGAGGCUGAUGGCCGAGUACAAACCUUGUAUCCUUGUAAAGUGUUGGCUCGAGUGACACGGUAACCCUUCUGUUUUGCCUUCGUAGAGUUAACGCUGAAUCCUCCUGAAGGGAUUGUGGCAGGCCCCAUGAAUGAAGAGAAUUUUUUUGAGUGGGAGGCAUUGAUCAUGGGCCCUGAAGACACCUGCUUUGAGUUUGGAGUUUUUCCUGCCGUCCUGAGUUUCCCGCUCGACUACCCGCUGAGCCCUCCCAAGAUGAGGUUCACCUGUGAGAUGUUCCACCCCAACAUCUACCCUGAUGGGAGAGUGUGCAUCUCCAUCCUGCACGCGCCUGGCGACGACCCCAUGGGCUACGAGAGCAGUGCUGAGAGGUGGAGCCCGGUGCAGAGUGUGGAGAAGAUCCUGCUGUCGGUGGUCAGCAUGCUGGCAGAGCCCAACGAUGAAAGUGGAGCUAACGUGGAUGCUUCCAAAAUGUGGCGGGAUGACCGCGAGCAGUUCUACAGGAUUGCCAAGCAGAUUGUGCAGAAGUCUCUGGGGCUCUGAGGCACGCCCCCCGCACGCACACAGACACGCAGGCCCUGUGGAGCAGUCCAGCGCUUUGCUCCAGUACCACGCCGGCACCCGAGCGGGCAGCCUGCAGAGCCACAGCACCUGUCGCUUCCUCCCCUCCCACCCCGAGCAGGCUUUUCUUCUGCUGUGUGACUUGUGUAGAGUAAUGGCACAGAGCAUGCUGCAGUUCACAGUGUUCCUCCUUGAGGGCUUCGGGUCGGUCAUCCAGGCCCCAUCGCUACCUCUCCCAGCCACGCCAGCACCGGCUCUGGCUCCGGCUCCGGCUCCCUCCCAGCCGCAGGACGGCUGGUUCCCGGCUCCUCGCGCCCCUGAGACUCGACUCCUUCCUCCGAGAGCUGCAGAUUUAGGUCAUGCACUCAGUGACAACGAUGCUCCUUUUAAGACUACUUGGGGCUGGGCCUGGAGCAGCAGGCGGGGCCUCAGGCUCUGGGGGCCCCCGGUGCCCCACAAGGCCUUUCUUAUUUUGUGGUUUACUAGCAGCCUGGUGAGAGCGCUGUGCAGAUGACCGACUGUCACACUAGGAUUUUUGGGAGAUGCUUUGCGGGCAGCUGGUGAGGAAUGGGGCCAGAAGGCUGUCGCUGCCGUUCUGGCUGGAUGUUGGGAGCUUGCCACUUCAGUUACCGGUGCUCCAGCAGAGAGGCCUGGGAGCCUUCUGCAGACCAGGGGGCCUGUACCUGGGUGCUGUGCCCUGGGGUUGCACAGGGUGGAGCCCUGGGCACAGUCACCCUUCGUGCAGUGGGUGGGAUUCACUGCUGUUGCUCAGCAUGGAUAACUGGCCCUGGCGAGAUAGUGGCCGUGGCCUGGGCCCCAGGCUGGGGAAGCUCUUGGGGAGGCUGUGAUGUUGAUGGGUGUCCAGCAGCAGACUCCAGAAUCCCACGGGCAACACAGACCUUUCACGCGCACGCACAGACACCUGGCCCUUUCCAAACAGGUUAUGUGAAAUGGUGUGGCAUAGUCCGAGACAGGCAAUAUGUUUUCUUCCACAGAACCUUUUUUCCUUCUUUUUGCUAAUGUGGCUAGUUAGGCAGUCACCUUUUAUACCAAAACCUCACAUUUCAUGGUGUUAAUUCUUGGUUCAGGGCUCCAUAUUCAGUUUUUCAGAAGAGAAGUUCAGCAUGACUGAUGUUUGGAAGGGUAGAGAGCAGAGGCAUUGAACCAGAAUAGUAUUUGCAGGUACAAACAAGAUGCCCUCUCUGUAAAGUAGAACGGCUGGUGUUGGCCAUGUGUGCAGGCUGACCAUGGGCACGCGCCUGCAGGUCAGCACCUCUGCCGUGUGUGUGUGACCACGGGCACGCGCCUGCAGGCCAGCACCUCUGCCGUGUGUGUGUGACCACGGGCACGCGCCUGCAGGUCAGCACCUCUGCCGUGUGUGUGUGUCCACGGGCACGCGCCUGCAGGUCAGCACCUCUGCCGUGUGUGUGUCCACGGGCACGCGCCUGCAGGUCAGCACCUCUGCCGUGUGUGUGUGUCCACGGGCACGCGCCUGCAGGUCAGCACCUCUGCCGUGUGUGUGUGACCACGGGCACGCGCCUGCAGGUCAGCACCUCUGCCGUGUGUGUGUGACCACGGGCACGCGCCUGCAGGUCAGCACCUCUGCCGUGUGUCCACGGGCACGCGCCUGCAGGUCAGCACCUCUGCCGUGUGUGUGUGUCCACGGGCACGCGCCUGCAGGUCAGCACCUCUGCCGUGUGUGUGUGUGUGUGUGUCCACGGGCACGCGCCUGCAGGUCAGCACCUCUGCCGUGUGUCCACGGGCACGCGCCUGCAGGUCAGCACCUCUGCCGUGUGUGUGUGUCCACGGGCACGCGCCUGCAGGUCAGCACCUCUGCCGUGUGUGUGUGUGUGUGUGUCCACGGGCACGCGCCUGCAGGUCAGCACCUCUGCCGUGUGUCCACGGGCACGCGCCUGCAGGUCAGCACCUCUGCCGUGUGUCCACGGGCACGCGCCUGCAGGUCAGCACCUCUGCCGUGUGUGUGUGACCACGGGCACGCGCCUGCAGGUCAGCACCUCUGCCGUGUGUGUGUGACCACGGGCACGCGCCUGCAGGUCAGCACCUCUGCCGUGUGUGUGUGUCCACGGGCACGCGCCUGCAGGUCAGCACCUCUGCCGUGUGUCCACGGGCACGCGCCUGCAGGUCAGCACCUCUGCCGUGUGUGUGUGUGUGUCCACGGGCACGCGCCUGCAGGUCAGCACCUCUGCCGUGUGUCCACGGGCACGCGCCUGCAGGCCUCCCAUGAGGUGGAGGAGGCAAGGUGGGCUCCACAAAGCCAAGUAUUUUUACUCAUUUGUAUUUAUUAAAUGAAAAGCUCUAGAGUACCUCUCUUCUGUGGUGGAAGUGAAUUACUGUAUCAAAAAAUAAACUUGUGCAUUUCCCCUCAGCA
Molecule: messenger RNA, 2996 nt
Organism: Dipodomys spectabilis (banner-tailed kangaroo rat)
Lineage: Eukaryota; Metazoa; Chordata; Mammalia; Rodentia; Heteromyidae
Gene: Ube2g2
Product: ubiquitin conjugating enzyme E2 G2
Exons: 6
Coding region: 176-589 (137 amino acids)
Cellular component (GO): cytosol; endoplasmic reticulum
Source: RefSeq, a predicted model, not a curated record